Messenger RNA from Purpureocillium lilacinum, 1308 nucleotides. RefSeq lists its product as uncharacterized. The record is from RefSeq and is a predicted model, not a curated record. Lineage: Eukaryota; Fungi; Ascomycota; Sordariomycetes; Hypocreales; Ophiocordycipitaceae.
AUGGCCACCGUCGCCCUCCUCGGCACCUGCGACACCAAGCUCCACGAGCUGCUCUUCCUCCGCUCCGCCAUCCUCUCCUCCUACCCAUCCCUCUCCGUCAUCCUCAUCGACGUCGGCCGCCACCCCGCGUCGCACCCGGACAUAUCCGUCUCACAGGCGGACCUCCUGGCACAGCCCUCAACCACCACCGCCGCCGAUGAUGGGAAUGAUGACAUUUCCACUCUCUCGCGCGGGCAGUUCAUCGUCCACAUUGCCCGUCGCGCCGCCUCCCUCCUUGAGCGCCUGCAUACAGCGGGGCGUAUCCAUGGUGCCGUGUCCGCGGGCGGCUCAGGCGGCACCUCGCUCGCCGCGUCCGCCAUGCGCGACGCCCUGCCCAUAGGCUUCCCGAAGCUCAUCGUCUCGACCAUGGCCAGCGGUGACGUUCGCCCCAUUGUGGGCGAAACAGACAUCGCUCUCAUGUACUCGGUCGUCGACGUCGCGGGACUCAACGACGUGCUGCGCGACGUCCUCUCCAACGCAGGCGCCGCCAUCGCCGGAGCGGCCCUCUCAUACGCAGCCCGCCACAAGCCGGGCGCCGACGGAGACGAGCAAGGCGAUCAGACGAAGAAGGACAGAAAGCACCGCGUCGGCAUCUCCAUGUUUGGCGUCACCACUCCCGCCGUCGACGCCAUCCGCGCACACCUCGAGGCCACGUACCCCAUCCAGACGUACGUCUUCCACGCCACCGGCACGGGCGGCCUCUCGCUCGAGCGCCUCGUCCGCACCCACGCCCUCGACGCGGUGCUCGACCUCACCACCACCGAGGUCGCCGACCACGUCGCCGGCGGGAUCCUCUCCGCGGGGGAAGACCGCCUCGCCGCGGCGCCCGCCUGCGGCAUCCCCUACGUCGUGUCGCUGGGCGCGCUCGACAUGGUCAACUUUGGCCCGCGGAGCAGCGUGCCGGAGCGGUACGCGGAUAGGAAGCUGUACGAGCAUAACCCCAUUGUCACGCUGAUGCGCACGUCGCCGGAUGAGUGCCGCCAGGUGGGUGAGUUUAUAUGCGCGAAGCUCAGGGGCGCGACGAGGCCCGAGAUGGUGCAGGUUUGGAUUCCGAAGGGGGGUGUAAGCGCUAUAGCAGUCAAGGAUGGACCAUUUGCGGAUUGUGAUGCGGAUGCGGUGCUGUUUGAGACGGUGAGGAAGGGGCUGGAGGGGAGUGGCAUAGAGGUGGUGGAGGAUGAGCGGGCCAUCAACGAUGAGGGCUUCGCAAGGGACAUUGCGGAGGCACUGGUCAAGAAGAUGGGCUUGUCGAGUCAGGGGCGCGCUGAAUAG